This is a messenger RNA of Galleria mellonella (greater wax moth), 1967 nucleotides long. Its product is annotated as lachesin-like. The record is from RefSeq and is a predicted model, not a curated record. NCBI's taxonomy places the organism in Eukaryota, Metazoa, Arthropoda, Insecta, Lepidoptera, Pyralidae. Bases 317 to 1456 code for a protein of 379 amino acids. The transcript has 10 exons. Gene Ontology annotation, cellular component: neuron projection.
UUUUAUACUACACCGUUUCAGUGAUAUUGCUAAAAUGUCUUUACAACAUUAUUAUUAGCAAUUGUUUCCAAAUAAACCUUAAAAGUUGACGCAUGCGCCUUACGACCGCGUUCGUUGUGAUAUUUCUCACCGUAAUCAGUUCGGUUAGAUGCUUGAAGGGAAUUGGGCGUAUACGCUUUUCCUGUACGCUCGUUGAAAUCUUUACGUAGAAAACUUUACACGAAUGACUUUCUUGACACAAAACCAAGGAAGUGACUUUUUUAUGUGUUUAAAAACAGUAUUGUACUUUAAAAUUGUAUAAUUACUUAAUGGCACUAUGAGUGUGUACAAGUUUAUUAUACUGGCGUUUCUAUUUUACAUCAUCUACGCAAAAGAUGAACCAAAAUUUUUGGGGCCUGGCACAAACGUGACAGUAGUGGUCGGACGAGAUGCCUCACUCAUCUGUAAAGUAGAGAACUUACACAACUACAAGGUAGCAUGGUUAAGAGUGGACACCCAAACGAUUUUAACUAUUGGCCCCCAUGUUAUCACAAAGAACCAUCGAGUAGGUAUCACCCGUGGGGACCCUCAAGCGUGGACCCUUACUCUGAGGGACGUGCGGCUAUCAGAUGGGGGCAAUUACAUGUGUCAAGUCAACACUGACCCUAUGAUCACACAAACGCAUCAACUUCAAGUUUUUGUUCCACCAGAUAUAGUCGAUUCUGGGAGCAGUAGCGAAGUUAUAAUACAUGAAGGGGAUGACGUUGCGCUGCAUUGCUCUGCCUCGGGCACCCCCCUACCCACCAUUACCUGGAGACGGGAAGAUUCAACCGAAAUGAGAAUCGAAGGCCAAAAUGUGACUAAAUGGCGUGGCGUUUGGUUGAACAUGACGUCAGUGGGGCGAGAAGUCAACGGCGCCUUCCUUUGUAUAGCCACUAACGGAGUCCCGCCUUCAGUUAGCAAGCGGAUUCUUCUACAUGUAUUGUGUGCACCUACGGCCAAUAUAUCACAGAAGAUGAUAGGAGGUUACAUUGGCGACUCCAUAUUACUACAAUGCAGAAUCGAAGCAAAUCCAACACCAAACGUUUACUGGUCUCAUAUAGAUGAGAAUAAACUGUUAAAUAACUCCAAAUACCAGACGAGCAUAACGUCAAAUAGCUACAAACAUACAGCUACACUCAAGAUUAACAACGUAUCGCGUAAUGACAUUGGACCAUAUUACUGCCACGUGGAGAACUCACUUGGCUCCACACUAGAUGACAUUACAGUUUACACGCUUGUCACAACAACUUUAAAAAGUACAACCAACCUAAUGGAGACAGCAGUCAGUGCAUCGACUGUGUCUACAACAAUAGAAUCUUAUGCCGAAUUAGAAAUGAAAGAAAAUAAUCCGAACCACUUCUCCGAAGAAGACAAUUUUGUUGCAGUACUUAGUCAACAUCAAAUGCAGAGCUUAGAUCUACCGCCAAGUUCAUGACCAGAAAACAAUCAAGAUCACUGGUAUUUAUGGUCGGCGGCGCCAAAGGCCUCUUUCUGCAUGUGGACUAUUUGUACUACUCUAUCAUUUAUGGCAUACCAUAGACAAAAGUGCAAUUUAGUGAGUGUGAUAUGAGUGAUGUGAAAUAUUGGUGCCAGUGAUGGAGUGAUUUGUUACAAAAAUAUUAUAGACACUGUUGGAAAAACUCCAGCUAGAUUUGUGUCAAAAUUAAUCAUACAUUAAGGACAUUAGAAAACUUGACUGAUAGUUUGAUGCUUGUGUAAAAUAGUCAUAUCAUUACAUAAUCUCAUCACUAUCACUCUUAAUGCUUUUGUAUUGAAAAAAAAAAUAUGUAAUAUAAAUUAUUAAUAUAUUGAAAAAUAAUUAUCAUGAGUCAUUCUGUAUUGUAAUUAUUUAUUCAUGUCGGCUUCACUCACUCAUAGCACCCCCGAAUUUCAAACAUGAGUAAAACUAACAUAAAUAUAGUUUAAAGGGUUUUAACAUUAAAUAU